Molecule: messenger RNA, 2133 nt
Organism: Anolis sagrei ordinatus
Lineage: Eukaryota; Metazoa; Chordata; Lepidosauria; Squamata; Anolidae
Source: RefSeq, a predicted model, not a curated record
CUCCUUUCAGCUGCCAUGAUACUUGGUCAUCCUUUCCCUGGUUUCUGUUUUCUCCUCCUUCUAUUUUCAUUGACAUCCAGUUCUCCCACUGGAGAUGGGACCGUGGUGAACACCAAGAGCGGUCCCGUUAAGGGAAAACUUCUCCCAGAAAGCUCUAGUUCUGUGAUGGCCUAUCUUGGCAUCCCUUAUGCUGAGCCUCCCUUGGGGAACCUGCGUUUCCAGAAGCCUCGUCCACAUCAGCGCUGGAGUCAAGUCUUGGAGGCUGACAACUUUGGCAAUGCCUGCCCCCAGGUCACUUACCCAGAGUCCUCUGAUUCAAAGGCGUGGGCUCUCAACAGGCCUCUGUCAGAAGAUUGUCUCUCUCUGAACAUCUGGGUGCCCCAUCCACGGCCCUCUACACCAACUCCCAUUCUUAUCUGGAUCCAUGGAGGGGGUGGAUUUUCCUCUGGGUCAGGUUCAAUGAACUUAUAUAACGGAGCUUCCUUAGCUGCAAGAGAGAAGGUCAUUGUGGCCUCCAUUACUUACCGCCUGGGUCCUCUGGGCUUCUUUUAUUUGCCACCUGUUAUUCCAGGAAAUAUGGGUCUGUUGGAUCAACAGUUAGCACUGACCUGGUUCAAGGAGAAUGCAGCUUCUUUUGGUGGAGAUCCUAACAAGAUUACCAUUUUUGGCCACAAUGGCGGGGCAGUAUCUGUGGGUUUGCAUCUCCUUUCUCCAAGAAGCCAGCCACUUUUCAGCCAAGCUAUCCUGCAGAGUGCAGUUCCCAAUGUGCUCUGGGGAUGGAAAAGUCCUGAGGAGGUUAAGCAGAAAACCCUUGCUCUCAGUCAUCUUCUGGGAUGUGAGGGAAGUGAUGAAAAUGCUUUAUUGAGCUGCCUUCGGGGGAAAAAUGCAACCGAAUUUAGUCAGCAGGAGGUACCUUUAAUGCUGAAGCAGGAGUUUCUUCUGGAUGUCCCCUUCUUACCAACCACUGAUGGGGACUUUUUGCCUGAGGAUCCACAAAAACUACUUCAAUCGGGACGCAUCCAGGUCAAACCAAUUCUCCUCGGUGGAACUUCGGAUGAAACAGUUCAUUUUGUGCCAUAUUACUACCCUGAAGUGAAGGAUGGCUUGAUCUCUUGGGAUCAACUUCUGAACAUAGCAAAGAGGACAAUUCGCAAUGUGAGUCCUGAAGAUGUGAAGGCUGUGGCCCUGAAGUACAGCGAAGACUAUCAGGGUGCUGCACAGUACCGGUCGGCAAUGUCUCAGAUGAUCAAUGAAUAUGGGUUUUGGUGCCCAUUAGCUGAAUUUACGGCAAAGGUCCAAGAAGCUGGGAGUCCUGUGUAUGCUUACAUCUUCUCUCACCACACCUCUGGUGCAGCCUUCCCUGAGUGGUUUGGAGCUCCUCAUGGUGCUGAGCUACCAUAUGUGUUUGGCAAUCUUGAGUUGGCUGUGGCUGUCAACAAAACAUUUACAGAGGCUGAGGCUGCAUUGAGCCAUAGGAUCAUGCACUAUUGGGCAGAGUUCGCCAGAAAUGGGAAUCCCACAGAGUCCAAGGUCAAGGUGGGAAAGUGGCCCCUCUACAAUGCCAUGCAGCAGAAGGUCUUCCUUCUUAAUACUGAGAUGCCUCAAAAUCAACAGGUCUCACCAGCCCGCCACUGUGAUUUCUUGAAAGCAUAUUCUGCACAGUCAAAAAAAUCUAAUGAGGAUGGGAAGAAAUCCCAAUAAUGGGAAUCUCCAUGAACAAUCAAGAAGUCUUGAUACAGAUGUAGGUGAUGAUAAAGUGACAAAAGGAAGUAGAGAAAGCAGAAAUAGAUAGAUUGCAUUGUGGACAAUUCACAUUUCUGAAACCCCAUCACCUUAUUCAUAAAUGGGUCAACCCAUAUUCUUUUAUCCAUAAUAGGUACUACUUGGCUUCAUGUACCAAAAACAGAUUUAACAUGCUUUCAUGCUAAAUAAUACGCCCCAUUGUUUUGGGAAACUUUGCUGCAGAUGUAAUGCUUUAGGCCAGGAUCUCAUUAAUAAUCUACUUUUUGUACACCUGUGAUUUACACUUUUGCCACUGAACUCUGAGCAAUGCAUCUUUUCUAUUGUCUCAAGAAAACAUUUCUAGUAGGUUACUGAAGAACUAAAUAAAAAUCCUGAAUUAGAUUAUAAAAC